AUGGGUAUAUUUUCAGUGGCAUUUGGGGUUCUGUUGGUAUCAAUACUUACAUGGGUGCAUGUAGUGAGUGGGAUUGGUGCUAACUGGGGCACACAGGCAACCCAUCAACUCCCUCCAGAUACAGUGGUGAGACUGCUAUGGGAAAAUGGGAUUCAGAAGGUUAAGCUUUUUGAUGCCAGUUAUGAUACUCUAAAAGCUCUGGGAAAGUAUGAGAUUGAGGUUAUGGUGGGUAUCCCCAAUGAUAUGCUUGCUUCUAUGGCUAGCAGCAUGAAGGCUGCAGAGAAAUGGGUUGAUAAAAAUGUCUCUACUCAUAUGACCACCAAUAAUGUCAACAUCAGGUUAGCCUCCUUUAUCACCCCCUUAUUUAGUUUCAUGAUUAUGUGUCAUUCAAUACCUCUUGAAGUAUUUGAGGAACUGAUAUGAUUGUAUUAUAGAGUAUCUUAUUUUCAUGCUCAUGGUUUUGUUUUCUAGUUGUUGAGGUGAUUAAUUUCCCUAAUGUGAGCUGUAGCAAGCAGGAUUAGGCUUUUCUUGUGAUUAUUAAUUUGUUAGUGGGUUUUGUUCAUCCACAUUUUAUAU
Molecule: messenger RNA, 576 nt
Organism: Ilex paraguariensis (yerba mate)
Lineage: Eukaryota; Viridiplantae; Streptophyta; Magnoliopsida; Aquifoliales; Aquifoliaceae
Source: the annotation of a GenBank genome assembly